Durio zibethinus is the source of this 1531-nucleotide messenger RNA. RefSeq names its product putative 12-oxophytodienoate reductase 11. Gene Ontology annotation, molecular function: FMN binding; oxidoreductase activity. NCBI's taxonomy places the organism in Eukaryota, Viridiplantae, Streptophyta, Magnoliopsida, Malvales, Malvaceae. The record is from RefSeq and is a predicted model, not a curated record.
AAGUUGAACCCAUUUCUUCAAAUGGUAGGCUUGUAGACGUCGUGGACAAACCAAAGUCACCAACAUCCAAACAAAGAUUUUCUUUUUCAGAAUUCCGGAGACGAAAAUGGGAUCUAGCCAACAUCAACAGAAACUGAAAGAAGAAACCAUCACCGAUAAUAUGAUUCCUACACUUCCUCUUCUUACUCCCUACAAAAUGGGAAAUUUCAAUCUUUCUCAUAGAAUUGUAUUGGCUCCAUUGACUAGACAGAGAUCUUACGACAAUGUUCCUCAGCCGCAUGCCAUUUUAUAUUAUUCCCAGAGAACUUCCAAAGGUGGUCUUUUGAUAGCUGAAGCUACCGGAGUUUCUGAUACAGCUCAAGGGUACCCAGAAACACCUGGUAUAUGGACGAAAGAGCAAGUUGAAGCAUGGAAACCCAUUGUUGAUGCUGUCCAUGCAAAAGGUGGGAUCUUCUUUUGUCAGAUUUGGCAUGUGGGAAGGGUUUCAAAUCAAGGUUUUCAGCCAAAUGGACAAGCUCCAAUCUCCUGUACAGACAAGCCAUUGAUGCCCCAGGUUCGAGCAAACGGAAUAGAUGUUGCAAGGUUCUCACCUCCAAGGCAGUUAAGAACAGAUGAGAUCCCUCAAAUUGUCAAUGAUUUUAGACUUGCUGCAAGGAAUGCCAUGGAAGCUGGUUUUGAUGGAGUCGAGAUUCAUGGGGCUCAUGGAUAUCUAAUUGACCAGUUUAUGAAAGAUCAGGUCAAUGAUCGAACAGACCAGUAUGGUGGAUCUCUAAAGAACCGCUGCAGAUUCGCUCUGGAAAUAGUUGAAGCCAUUUGUAAUGAGAUAGGAGCAGAUAAAGUUGGAAUAAGACUUUCUCCCUUUGCAAACUAUAUGGAAUCAGGAGACUCGAAUCCAAAAGCAUUAGGCCUCUACAUGGCAGAAUCCUUGAAUAAAUACGGAAUUCUCUACUGUCACAUGGUCGAGCCAAGAAUGAUGAAAGUGGGAGAAAAAUGUGAAUGUCCCCAUAGUCUCCUGCCAAUGAGAAAGGCUUUUAAUGGUACUUUCAUUGUUGCUGGGGGUUAUGACAGGGAAGAUGGAAACAAAGCAGUGGCUGAAAACCAUGCAGAUCUUGUUGCGUUUGGUCGUUUGUUUUUAGCCAACCCGGAUUUGCCAAGGAGAUUUGAGCUUGAUGCUCCUCUCAAUCAGUACAACAGAGAUACAUUCUACGUAUCAGAUCCUGUUGUUGGCUACACUGAUUAUCCAUCUCUUGAAACAGCAGCUUAAGCUGUUAAUUAAGUGGUUUGAAUCUGAUACUAGAAUAUUUGUGGGUGCCGGGUUAAGGACCGGACAGCAAGCUGUUAGCAUCAUGUGUAUUAUUUGCCAUAGGUUGGCGGAAAGUUGGGUGGGCUAAGGCGUGCUUAAAAAUAGCAAGGUCUAAGGUGGUUUGGUUCGCUUAGAAAAGGAAGAAAUGAAACAACACAACUUGCCUGUUGUCACUAGUCAUGAAAUGGUGUUAGAAUUUAGAUGUUAUGAAAAAUAUGAAAGCAAGAA